CGCGGGGAAGUUCCCUCGUAGGAAAUCCCCGGCUCUGUUCAAGGGGGUUUAUUAUUGGUGUGUGACUGCGCGAGCCUCCUCCUCAUCACAUGUCACAGACGAAGGCUCAAAUGAGACACUGAGCGCAAACACAGCAAACAUUUUGCCGUUAAUUUGGACCAAACUCGUGAAAUAUGGAGGCGGUGAGCUCGAGCUCGGACCACGACGCGCUGACGAGUCAACAGCGCGGUGACGACACGCUCAGCACGCUGCACCAUGAGACGCCACAGGCCAUGGAGCUGAUGCAUAAACAGCUGUACGUAAAGGAUAACAUCAUAGCCGACCUGAAGGCGAGGCUGGCCCGCUACGAGAACACGUACAUGACGGUGGGCGAGAACGAGCCGGUGCUGUUGGGUCCAUCCAUGUCGCUGCUGGAGAGUUUGUGUAAUGAAAUCUGUAAACACAAACAGAAGAGGAGCGAGCUGGAGCUGAAAACGAGCCGACAAGCGCAGGAGAUCCAGACGCUCAGGGCGGAGUGCAGACAGAAGGAGGAGGAGCUGGAGAGAGUGAGACAUGAAGCUGGGCACGAGAAGGAUGAGGAGAUCAGGAGACUCCACACGGCUCUGCAGGAGAAGGAGCGCUUAGAGGCCACCAGAGCUGUGCUCUGCACCUCCUUAACAGAGGAGGCACAACACCUACGGAGCCAACUUGGAGCUACGGUCAAAGUGUGCAAGGACCUGCUAGCACGCCUGGAGAAGGGCCUGGAAAAGGACAUGGAAAAGGGCCUGGAGAGCAAAGAGGCCAGGAGGGAGGAGGAGGGCAGGCAGCAGACAGGGCAGAGAGAGAAGGUAGACACCACAGAGGAGGUGGAGCGCCUCCAGCAGGAGAACCAGCAGCUGAAGCAGCGCGUGGCUUAUGUUCAAAGGCUAAACUCUCAGUGGCAGAAGUACGACUCCAGCAGAGAGGACUACAUUCGGGGGCUGUGCCAGAGGCUCCAAGAGGUACCGGGCCUGGGGCCUGUUAGCUCCACCAUGCUGUGCCAGGAGAUCAGUCGCCUCAACGACCUCCUGGAGGACAAGAUGGAGGAGUGCGUGAGAGUGAGGAGGGAAAUGGAGGACGCUAGGAGACACGACACGGAGAGGAUCCAGAUGUUGGAGCAGCAGGUGCUGAUCUACACAGAGGACUUUAAGUCAGAGCGCAACGACCGAGAGAGGGCGCAAGGACAGAUACAGGGACUGAAGGAGCAGCUGCGACAGCUCAAACACCUGCACAGACAGCAGGGGGCAGCAGUGCACGAGGGCAGAGCCAGAGACCAGGAUAUAGUUCCUCUUUGUCGAGUUCACAUCGGGCACCGAAUCGCUCCGAGACGACGCAACGACCCCGAGCAUUUGGUGCAGACGGCAGACAGACAACAGCAGCCGCCACCUCUGCAGAGCCCCCCCCAGGGCUCUGACCAGUCCGAGCUCCGCUGCCCGCGCUGCCAGGCUCAAUUCGAUGACACGCAGGCAGCACAAUACUUUGACCACUGGGAAGAAUGUGCCAGAAUAUGAGCAGGACUAACCAGAGAUAAGUGAGGAAGUGCACUACGCAAACUGGCCCUAUGCCCUAUAGCCUACAACCCUACAGCCCGACAGCCUAAACCCUACAGCCCCGUUACUACAGUACAAUGUGGUGGAGGGACACUCAAAACAUGAAGGGCUUGUAUGACACAGACUCUGUGAGCUCCAUGUUCUAACAGACCUGGAAUUGUGUUUUGCUUCAUUGGCACAUGUUUGAGUCACACUUUAUUAUUACUCUGUACAUCUCCAAAGCUCAAAACGCUCUGUUCCACCUUGUGAUGUCAUGUGGUAGUUUUCAAGUCAAGAGCUACCACCUUUUACUUUUUGUUUCACAGUGAGUGGAAAUUCCAGAACUGAAAUCAUCAAAAUGAUUCUAGUGAGUUUACUGAGUGUAUGGAGUUUUAAAAAAAUUACCACAUGACAUCACAAGGUGGAACAGAGUAUUUUCAGUUUGAGAGCCUAAAGCUGCAAGAGACAGUUUUGUGUAAUAUGGGACCCUUAAGGACAAACUUACAGUUUGUGUUGAAAAGGCUCUGUGCUGAAACCAAAAUGAUUAAGUCCAAAAAAGUUCAUGUGGAUUAGUAGUUGUGACAGUAAUCCUGAGAAGACCGAGCAGAGAUGCUUUCACAUACGUGACUUAAGGUCGCAUGUUCCACCUUAAACUGCAGGCGUCAGAGUGGAGUCCCCAUUUCAUGUGCGGGGGCCGUGGGUGAGGACAUAGUCACCAAAUGUCAUAUACCUCAUUGUUUCCUAUUGCACUUUGAGUCAAACUGAGGCCCUGUGCAGAGACUUGGCGUGAUCUGAUCGAGGCCCUGAGAAAAAGCUCAAAAUGUAACAAGAGGGAUUCUAAAAUGGACAUAGCUAACCUGCUAGCAGCUACAUUCCAAAAAGAAGUGACCAUGAGCGCACGUCUGGCUCCAUCGACUUUGGCUCUAAAUCUCUUUCUGUGUAAAAACUGUGUCUCCUCUCUGUCUCUGCUGCUGUCAGACUCCUCAUUCUGGUCUUAAAUGUUUGUAUUAACCCUCUACAUGAUCCUGGGGUGUUUGAGGUUUAUUCACUAUUGUGUCUGUAAAUCCAGAUAUGAACAUUAAUAACAGACAAAUCAAGCACCUCCUUUCCCUGAGGUUGCUCCUGCUAGUGUUGGCAACAGGUUUGAUUGACAGUGUUGCUAAGUGCCUGCUUUCUGCUAAACCAGCAUUGCAGGCGGGGAAGGGGCGUUACCUUCAACAGCCUCGCUGCUGAUUGGCUCUGUGGUUGCUAUGAUACUCGCCGUUGGAACUCUGCUUCAGAUUACUCGCUAUAACUGCUAGCAUUGAUGAGCUUCAUUUGGAGCUGAAUGCUUCAGUGUCGUCACAUCUUUCUACAGGCUGUGACCCAAACUCAUCAGACUCAUCACUGUUGUGCAGGUUAGACGAGGACUGGCCUCGUUAACAUGUGUGUUAACGUUAUAGUUGCCAGGUAACAGUUAUGGAAUUACCUCUACAAAUCUGUCCAGCCAAGAACUAGAAUUAUUUUUAAAAAUCACUAAAAUUUUCAAACUAGAGAAAAUUUUGAAGAUUUGUGCUGAAAUCUUAAUGUUAUUUAUGUUUUUGUGAAAUCUCUUGUCGUGUGUGCACUUUUAAACAUAAGCUUGUACCUGGAGGAUGUGCUGAGGUGUGUGUUUAUUUGAAUGACUUUUGUAAAUUCUUUAUAUAUUUUCAUAACAGAUGUGUAUAUACAUAUAUAUAUAUAUGUAUUAUUUAUUUUACGUAUUGUGAUGUUUACCUUUCCUCCAAAGCCAUAAAACUGUCAAUAGAACUGGAUAAACGUGCCAAAGACACACUGACAUAUUUUUGUAAUAAAACAGAUUUUUCUGCCGAGUCCUCACUUUG
Periophthalmus magnuspinnatus is the source of this 3409-nucleotide messenger RNA. It is a transcript of the gene tnip2, whose product is annotated as TNFAIP3 interacting protein 2. The record is from RefSeq and is a predicted model, not a curated record. The coding region runs from base 174 to 1529 and encodes 451 amino acids. Gene Ontology annotation, biological process: cellular response to lipopolysaccharide; regulation of transcription by RNA polymerase II. Lineage: Eukaryota; Metazoa; Chordata; Actinopteri; Gobiiformes; Gobiidae. The transcript has 6 exons. Gene Ontology annotation, molecular function: K63-linked polyubiquitin modification-dependent protein binding.